Nestor notabilis (Kea) is the source of this 476-nucleotide messenger RNA. It is a transcript of the gene CIAO2A, whose product is annotated as family with sequence similarity 96, member A. The record is from RefSeq and is a predicted model, not a curated record. Lineage: Eukaryota; Metazoa; Chordata; Aves; Psittaciformes; Psittacidae. The annotation marks the transcript as partial. The transcript is spliced from 5 exons.
AGAGGUUUUACCUCUGGCCAUGCUGCACUGAGGAUCUUGGAGGUUUCCAAACCCGUCGUCGAGCUGCGAGGCGCUGCUGUUCUGUAGGCACCGAGGAGCAGAGUGAGGAGUUGGGCAAUAUAAUCCGUACUAUCCGGGACCCGGAGAAGCCAAAUACUUUAGAAGAACUGGAAGUGGUAACGGAAAACUGCGUUGAAGUGCAGGAGAUAGGAGAAGAUGAGUAUCUGGUUAUCAUCAGGUUUACACCAACAGUACCUCAUUGCUCUUUGGCUACUCUCAUUGGCCUUUGUUUAAGAAUAAAGCUUCAGAGAUGUUUGCCUUUUAGACAUAAGCUGGAAAUCUACAUAACUGAAGGUACACAUUCCACCGAGGAAGACAUCAACAAGCAAAUCAACGACAAGGAGAGAGUAGCAGCCGCGAUGGAGAACCCCAACUUGCGUGAAAUCGUGGAGCAGUGUGUCACAGAGCCCGACUAG